AUGGCUCUUUCCACAGUUGCGCGGACGAACCUCCUGGUCACCGUCAUUGUAGCGCUUUCAGCUUGCAUUCACGCUUCGCCAUUCUUUCGUCGGUCUGAUCACCCAUCCAGCGGUAAAAAGUCCGCCGACUUCAUCAUCAUCGGAGGCGGAACUGCUGGACUGACCGUCGCUGCGAGACUCGUCGAAGCGGACUUCACGGUGCUCGUGCUUGAGGCCGGGGGUUUCCCAGAUAGCUAUGGACUCCCAUGGGAUUCUCCGGCGCUGACAGGAGAAAUGACUGACACACCUGUCGACUGGAAUUUCACUUCACUUGCGAUCCCUGGUCUCAACGGGCGCACCGUCGCUCAACAUCAAGGCUUCUGUCUUGGGGGAACAAGCUCGAUCAAUGGUCUCACCUACGGACGUGGUAGCCGCUCCAUAUACGACAAUUGGGAAGCCAUAGGGAAUCCUGGCUGGGGGUGGGAUGAUGUCCAGGAGUAUUUUGAAAGAACCUGGAAACUUGUGCCACCGCCCAACGACGCACAUUACAGGACAUACGAUCCGUCUCUGUACGACCCGAACGCUGGACCGGGUGAGCUUGGAUAUACAAAUUUCAACCCGCCCUCCAUUGACGCAUUUGUCGAAUCUCUUCCUUCUAUUGGUAUUCCCAUUUCAUUGGACCUCAAUUCUGGCAACAACAUUGGGGGUAAGCACGAACUCAGCACGCUGGACCCUCUCUCUCAGACAAGAAUAUCGAGCUACACGGCAUUUUGGAAUACUGUGGUGGGUCGCUCGAACUUCGAAGCAAUCACCUUCGCUGUCGUCGAAAAAAUCCUAUUCCGGAGUGCCGAUGGGAAAGAGGGUUCUUCCCAGCCCGUUGCUUAUGGAGUGGAGUAUUCGACCACAAUAAACGGUCAAAAGCGCAAGCAAACAGCAUAUGCCAACAAGGAAGUCAUCUUAUCAGCUGGCACAAUACAGACACCAAAGGUGCUGAUGUUAUCGGGCAUCGGACCUCGCCAGACCCUGCAAGAUCUUGAAAUUCCCGUCGUGUACGACAACGAAUGGGUGGGGAAAAACCUUCGCGACUCACCCUCCUUCUCCAUGAUUGUAAAGACAACCGACGAGGCAUCCACCAACAAGUUUCAGCACAACAUGAACGCUAUCCAGGCUGCAAUGGCGGAGAAGGCUAGCGAUCCAACCAGCUCCUCAAAUCCACUUAAUGCCAUUGACGGGAACUCCGGCCCUGCGUAUUCAUUUGCAAAGCUCAGUACAUCUGACUUGGAGGACACCGGCGCGUCGUACCUGCUUGCCAACCAAUCUGACCAGGCGCACUACGAAGUUAUUUUGUGGACUUCACUGUAUCCAUUGCCGGAUAAUGUUCCUACGCUGAACAACUACUAUGACUUCAGCAACUACACUCAGGAAUCCUACGUGUCCCUGGCGUCGUACUUGUUGGUUCCCGGCACCGGUGGCAACGUCACUAUCAAUUCGAGAGACGUUUCCUCACCGCCUCUGAUAAACUUACCGUUCUACGAACUUGACGCCGAUUUAAACAUCCAGAUACUGUCCCUGAAAAGGCUCAGGACGUUGAUCUCUCAGAGUGCUUUCGCGCAAUAUACUCUUGGCCCGGCUUACGGCGAGAUAGUGCCUGGACCUGAUGUUCAGACGGACGAAGAUAUUGCCAAUUUCAUCCGUGAAACGAGUGUUUCUGCUGCCCAUCAAGCUGGCACCGCUGCAAUGCGUCCACUGGACGAUGAAGGCGUUGUGAGCCCUUCGCUUGAGGUAUACGGAGUUCAGGGGUUGCGCGUCGUCGACGCUUCGGUCAUGCCGCUCUUUGUGGACCAACACCCGACCGCUGCGAUCUACAUGAUCGCGGAGAAAGCUGCCCAGAUGAUCAAGGACAAAUAUGGCGCGGAAUAG
Messenger RNA from Cladophialophora carrionii CBS 160.54, 1899 nucleotides. RefSeq lists its product as uncharacterized. The transcript has 8 exons. Bases 1 to 1899 code for a protein of 632 amino acids. NCBI's taxonomy places the organism in Eukaryota, Fungi, Ascomycota, Eurotiomycetes, Chaetothyriales, Herpotrichiellaceae. The record is from RefSeq and is a predicted model, not a curated record. Gene Ontology annotation, molecular function: oxidoreductase activity, acting on CH-OH group of donors; flavin adenine dinucleotide binding.